AUGAAUAAAACUGUCACUCCAGUUAAUGGCAUGGAGAUCCUGAUCCUAGAACCGCUCAUCCUCAUCACUGCGGUGGGCGGGCUGGUGGGGAACGCAGCUGUACUCUGGCUUCUUGGCUUUUGCCUACAGAGGAAUCCUUUCUCAGUCUAUAUCCUCAAUCUGGCUGGAGCUGACUUCCUCUGUCUCUGCUCCCUGAUAAUACAUUCACUAAUCAAAUUUUCUGGCUUCUCCUAUACAACUCCUUACUUCAUCCACUAUUUCCUCCACGUUGUGAUUCUAUUCAGCUACAUUGCUGGCCUGAGCUUACUUAGUGCUGUUAGCACUAAGCGCUGCCUGUCAGCCUUGUACCCAAUCUGGUAUCACUGCCACCAACCAAAACACCUGCCAGCUGUCAUAUGUGCCCUGAUCUGGAGCAUGUCUCUGUUUCUGAGCAUCCUGGAAUGGAAUUUUUGUAUAUCAAUGAUCAUGCACUCCAAGGUUAAUUGGUGUCGGAAUAUUAAUUUCUUCCUUGCCACUUGGCUGAUUUUCUUGUUUGUGGUUCUCUGUGGAUCUAGCCUGGCUCUGCUGGUGAAGAUGUUUUGUGGCUCCCAGAAGAAGAAGCUGACCAGCUUCUAUGUGACCAUUGUGCUCACAGUAUUGAUUUUUCUUCUCUGUGGCCUGCCCUUCGGCAUUUAUUAUUUCCUAUUAUUCUGGAUUCCAAGGACUUCUAUUAAGUUACAUUAUCCUUGGUUUCUACUUCUCUCCUGUUUUAACAGCAGUGCCAACCCCAUCAUUUAUUUCUUUGUUGGCUUCUUUAGACAGCGGCGACUGCAGCCAACCCUCAAGAAGGUUCUCCAGAGAGCACUGCAGGACAUUCCUAAGAUGGAUGAACCUGGAGGAAACCUCCCUCAGGAAUCUGUGGAGAGGUCAGGGAGCAAUGAGAUGUAA
Molecule: messenger RNA, 927 nt
Organism: Elephantulus edwardii (Cape elephant shrew)
Lineage: Eukaryota; Metazoa; Chordata; Mammalia; Macroscelidea; Macroscelididae
Product: mas-related G-protein coupled receptor member X1-like
Exons: 1
Coding region: 1-927 (308 amino acids)
Biological process (GO): G protein-coupled receptor signaling pathway
Cellular component (GO): membrane
Molecular function (GO): G protein-coupled receptor activity
Source: RefSeq, a predicted model, not a curated record